Molecule: messenger RNA, 3210 nt
Organism: Exophiala spinifera
Lineage: Eukaryota; Fungi; Ascomycota; Eurotiomycetes; Chaetothyriales; Herpotrichiellaceae
Exons: 1
Coding region: 1-3210 (1069 amino acids)
Biological process (GO): telomere maintenance via telomere lengthening; regulation of DNA-templated transcription
Cellular component (GO): shelterin complex
Molecular function (GO): telomeric repeat DNA binding; zinc ion binding
Source: RefSeq, a predicted model, not a curated record
AUGCCGUCGCAUAUUGUCUACAGUAACGUCCAUCGUGGUGAUGAUCCGGAUCCCGAGGGCGAUGGUGACAACCGCGGAAACCACGCCGGAAGUGGCACGCUCUUCGCUGGCCAGAAACUGUGGUUCUCUCACUCGGUUCCUCAGCGCAAAUGGCUCCUCGAGAACGCCCGGAACAACGGUGCCGUCAUCGUCAAUGUAGACACCAAUGCGGACGUCAAGCUUGUCGACCACACGAGAAAGAACCAGCCUGUCGGAGCGUAUUCUUACAAGUACGUUGAGUUGUCGAUUCGGCGGGGGCGGCUGGAAAACCUUGCGGACCAUGCAGUUGGCGUUGCUACCAGGGCCGCGAGACCUGUUGGGAGCACUGCCACCGCUCCCAGAGGAUCAAGAGUGCCCUACACGGAAGAAGACGAUCAGUUUCUGUGGAAUUGGAUGAAGCCUUUCGAAGACAGUGGAGGAGCAUACAAAGGAAACGAGAUCUACAAGCAAAUCGAGCAGGUCAAUCCACGUCACACUUUCCAGAGUUGGCGAGAUAGAUGGUUAAAAGCCACUCGGUUCCAGAACAGACAGGUGACGAAGUCCGUCGAGUCGGUGUCGCAAGAAAGACAGAGUCCGGAAGAAGAAACCCGGCAAGCGCCAUCUCUACCUGGGGGCUCCGUCCACAGAACAGAUCAAGGUAGCUCCAACACAGCCACGUUAUUACCUAGGAAGAGAAAGGCAGGAUCCUUGUACGACGCGCCCUCUCACAUACGGCCUCGACAUCCAAGCGACUCUCCAACCAGGCACGCGAGCCCCGAACUGCACACUACUGCUGCUUCUGGGGGCCGGGAAACGUUACCAUCGAAGCGGGAUGAGCGAACGGGUCAAGAUGCUGUGUUGGACGACGAACGUACUCAGAAAACCGGGCACAAUGUUAGUACUCAGGACUCUCUGGAAGACGAAAAACUCCAUACGGAAAAUGAGAAGAGAUUCUUGGAUGAUAUCGCAGGCCCAUUUUCCAAAGCAGAGUCUCUGCCACUCUACAGAUUGGUUCCGAGGUUGAGCCAUAUGGGGCUCGAGGAAUUCGACAAUGUGUGGAGACAAAUGGCAUCGUCUGAAGACUAUAAACACCAUACCGCCAAACAGUGGAAACACUGGUUUGAGUAUCGUGUUUUGCCAGACUAUUGCAGGAUAGAAAACGUGCCAAUGGAUCAAAUUGCACCUUACAUGUCUAUGCGGAAAGAGGACAGCUCGACUGGUGAUGGUAAUGACGACGAUGAGAAUAACGCUGGAGAUGAAGAUGAAGACGAACAGCCGGCUGACGGCGACGUGGACAUGAACCAGGACAAGGGGCUCGGCGAAGAGCUCGACAGGUGCACCAACUGCUACACGAUGGAAGCGCAGGAGUGGCAUCACGAUAGGAAAGGCCGAAUCUUGUGCAAUCCAUGUGCCGUCUUCUUGAGGACGCACGGCGUUCCAAGACCUUCAACCAUGGGCAUAGUCAGAUUGAAUGCACCGAAGGAAGAUCAGAACCCAGAUCCGGGUGUCAUGCAAACGCCCCCGCGUGCAUCCUCUCCUCCAAAACUUGCUAUACCCCCUAUUAUCGCCUCCAUCAAAGUAUCCCCCAAAAUCUCACCUGCGGACGUGGGCGGUUUUGCAGGAGAUGGACGGACGACACCACGGGCACAAUGCCACUUACGAUCUCCUUCUUUCCAACCAGAAUCUCCCACACUGGUUCGAGCUCCAGAACCAAACGAAGCUAGGAAGCGAAGUACAGGACCUGGGCGCGGCUCCCAAUCACAAUCAACCCAGAGCACCAAUGGAACUAGCAAUCAAAGUAACACACAAUCCUUCUCGCAGAACCCUGGGCUGACAAUUGGUGAAUCUCAACUGGAGGAGGUUCAAAUACCUUCCAAUGAGCAGACGGCAAGAAUGGAUAAGAGGGCCGUAAAUCCUGCUCCCUCAUUCAGCUUUGUAACAUUCAGUAACCACCAUCGACCACGCCUGCAUGAUGGACCAGGCGAUCUCGAUAUCGAGCAGGAGUCGUCCCUCAGGAUGGACAGAGGUCCACGCCGGGAACCACCGGUAUUUCACAGCUCUACAGAGACAGAUGUGUUAUUGAAUUCUCCCCCUUUGGCUUCGAGGAGCAUUUCACGAGAUUCACCUCUGCCUGUUCCAGAAGGGUUCUCACCGCUGUUCGUAGCACAGGACGAGGAAGAAGACGACCUGGAAGUACUGGAAGGGCUAAGUACGCUCCGAGAAGAGGAAGGUGAAUUAGAGGAUGAUAUUAUGACGAGUCCGCUGAGGAUCGACCUGAUUAGCGAGGAAGACCAGUCCUCAGUAACUAUGAGCGAGCCCCGUUCCGAUACACAAAAAGAGCCUGGUGACGAGAGGGAGGGGUCAAACUCAUACAGCACGCCAAACCACGAAACUUUGCAGAGGAACGCUCAGGAGUCGUACCAGACAAGUCGAGAGACGCUGGAACAAUAUGAGACAGCACCAGAACAGCAGCAGCAGCAGCCACGAAAGCGGAAGCAUUCACGCGACCGACUUUCGACCCAGGCGCUGUUCGGCCAGACAGACCUUGACGAGGAGGUCUCUGCCUAUCUCGAGAUAGUCGAGCCCGAAGGUGGCUGGGACAGCGUUCUCGGCCCUGGCUCUGGGGCUCCGGAUGCAGAUGCGGAAGUAGAUGUGGAUGUUGGCGAUGCAGGCCAACAACAACAAAUACAACAAGAACAACAGCUCCCGAGUCGUCCCGAACCACUCGAUACCGACAGUGCAAAUGAAGCACAUCGCCACGAUCUAGAAAAGGACCUCCGCCCCGGCGAAUUUCUCAUCGAUGCAUGGUGCAGACGCCAGAAGCAGCGACGUCCCGACGUCCCUGACGCUUUUCUCCUCCAAGCGGCGCAUUGCACCACUCAGGAAUACGGACCCAGGAGUGAGGAGAUGGUCGAAUUUUUCCUCGAGCGGUGGCGGCUGAAGGGGCAACGUACUUUUCCUUCGUCGGCCACGUCUUCGAGGAGAAGUCGUCAGCAGCAAAAGCAGCGGCCUUCCAAGUCCGAUCUCAGACCCCCCUCGGACGUACCGGGUGUAUGGACCGAUGAAGACGACGAGCUCCUCAAGUCCACAGACGUCUAUCACAGGCGGCGACUGAUCAAUAAACACGGCCAGGAAGCUUGUAUGCGCCGCCGCCAGUAUCUCAAGGACUUUGAAGAUGAGGUCGUAGGAUAA